This is a messenger RNA of Dibothriocephalus latus, 264 nucleotides long. NCBI's taxonomy places the organism in Eukaryota, Metazoa, Platyhelminthes, Cestoda, Diphyllobothriidea, Diphyllobothriidae. The record is from the annotation of a GenBank genome assembly.
AUGAGGCCAGAGCCGCUAUUGAGAGCUCCUAGCGAGGGGUACUCGGAGGCUCUUAAGAUUCUCAGACGCCGGUUCGGGCAACCUCAUUUAAUCGCCAGGGCUCACAUCGAUAAUUUGGUUGAUGGUCCAGUUUUAAGAGCUAUGGAUCCGACAGACUUUAUGAAACUUGCCGGCGAUAUGCGACAAUGUAAGAACACGUUGCAACAGUUGGAUUAUGUGACCGACUUAAAUUCAUCUAGGACGCUGACCGCCAUCAUCGGAUGA